CCUCCGAGAGUGGUGACCCUCUCAUCUUUACCUGUGGAUGGCCGCGGUGGUCUGGCAACCAUCACAAAGUCAACCCUGCACAUCGAAGACCCGGAUAAUCCGGCCGACGUCCUGGUCAUGGUCCUCGUGCCUCCCCGUCACGGCCGGCUGACCCGUCUCCACGAUGACCAUACGCUGACCAAAUUCAAGCUGGAGGAGCUGUCCCGGGAACAGGUCCAGUACAUUCACGACGGCUCGGAGGGAGCUGAGGAUGUCGUGGUGCUGCAGGUCAACGACGGCUACAGCUACACAAACGUCCUCCUGCAAGUUCGGAUCACUCAGCAGUCUCUUGGCUCUCCUCACAUGCUGUCCCGCCCGGUGACCUGGGUGAAGAUGGGAGGCAUGGUGCAACUGAACAAGAAAUACUUGCAGACGGAUUACAAGGGAGUCAGCACUGAUGACAUCGUCUUCACCAUUCUUGCCUCAGAUGGGGAACCUAAAUAUGGUGAGGUGGUGCUGGUGUCCAUGCCAGCUGACAGCCCACCAGAAGGCUGGAAUCCCUCCCUAAUCAACGACCAAGCCUUCACCCCCACGACUACUUUCACCCAGCAGGAUGUGAAUGAUGGCACAGUCUGGUACCACCACUUUGGCAGGGGUAGCCACAGCGACUCCUUCCAGUUCCAGGUGUCUUCAGAAGUAACCCCACUCAUUCAAAGUGAUACUCAGACUUUCACAAUAGGAGUCUUGCCUCAGAUCCCAGGAUUCCCACAGCUGGCCCCCGACUGCGACUUGCAGAUUACGGCACUGGAAGAUAGAGUGACAGAGAUAACACCUUUAGCUCUGUCUUUUGUCGAUUCUGAAACUCCAAAUGAGAAGCUCAUUUACAACAUCACCAAACCUCUCCUGCCGGGACAAGGGGCCAUAGAGCAUCAGGACAAACCAUACACAGCAGUGAAGCAAUUUACUCAGGCCGACGUGAACAGCGGCAAGAUCCUUUACAGACCACCACCGGCUCCAUCACACCUCCAGGAACUUUACCAGUACUCCUUCACUGGCCUGCCGGAGUCCCUGAGUGUUUAUUUCACAGUAUCUGAUGGGGAACACACCACCCCUGAGAUGGAUUUUGCUGUCUUGUUGCUUUCAAACCAUCAGCAACCGCCAGUGUUUCAGGUUCUAGACCCACUGCUGGAGGUCAAGCGGGGAGGAGAAUCUACCAUAGGUGGAAAGCAGCUCGCAGUGAGUGAUGCCGACACGGCUCCUGAUGAACUGGAGUUUGAGCUGGUAGAAGCUCCCAUCCAUGGACGGUUGAUCAAAACUGAUGGCAGCACAAACAUCCACAUGACUAAUGGUGACAUCUUCAGCUUCAGUGAUGUCACCCGCGGCGUUCUUGUCUACCGCCAUGCUGGCCUCUCCGAUGAAGAUGACACCAUUGCCUUCUCAGUUAGCGAUGGGAUAUCCAUGGCAACCGCGGUUGUUCAGGUAGUGGUGAAGGACGAUGGGGGAGACGGGCCACAGCGGGACCCCGGUGCCACCUUCUCCUUGGAAGUGGGCAAGAAGAGUAGCACCGUCAUCACACGCUCCCAUCUGUCGUACACCGAUAACACAUCACCAGAUGAUAAGAUAAUCAUCCAGUUGGUGUCGCUACCUAUGUACGGCAUCCUGACCAAGAGCCAGUCCCUGGAUGAUCCACAGGAGCUGAAGGAGUACUCAUCGUUCACCAUGGAUGACAUCAAUAUGCACAGGAUCAGGUACAUCACUUCAGUGGACACAGGAAGUCAGUCGGUGACUGACAUCUUCUACUUUGUUGUUUUUGAUGAAGACAACAACCGUCUCGGCAAUGAGAUGUGCACAAUCAUCAUCACGUCUACACCUAAACAGAUGCCUGAGGUCACUGUGCAAAGCAGCGUUGAGGUCCAUGAAGGUGGUCGUGUGCAGCUAUCAACCAAUCACAUCAUACUGUCAGAUGUGGGAACAUCUACAAAAGAUCUGCUGGUCUGGCUUGUCAGCCCUCCUAAGUACGGUUUCAUUGAAAACACCAACAAACGGGGCUCAUUUGGCAGCUCACAAGUUAUCACCUCAGGUGCCCCUUUCUCUGUGGAGGAGCUUAUGUCUGGCCGCAUCUUCUACGUUCAUGACAGCAAGCGUACACCUCAAACUAGUCAGGAUGUCUUCAGCCUGUUCAUCAGUAACGGGAACAGCCAGACAGAAGCUUUCAAUGUGGAAAUACUCAUUAAGAGUAAAGAGGACAGACAACUGACAGUGUCAGUCAGCAGCAUCCAUGUGGAGGAAACGUCUGGUGUUGUCAUCACCAACUCAUCCCUGAGUGUCAAUGACAAGGACACGCCAGACAAUGAAAUCCUCUUCACCAUUAUCAGGAUUCCCACCUAUGGAAAGCUGCGCAGACGGCAAUUCUACUCCCAGCCACUGGAGAAUGGCCGCGUUCUCACACAGGGCUCGACGUUCACCUAUCAGGACGUUCUGGAUCGGCUUCUGGUCUACACGCCUGAAACGGUCAACGGGGGAGUCGACGAAAUGGGCUUCACUCUUACCGAUGGCAUUCACACUCACAGCGGCCGUCUGGAGUUCACCAUGGAUGUCAGGAAGAGUGAAGGACCUCGGAUGACAGUUAACAGAGGCUUGCAGCUGCCUGCAGGUUCGUCAUCAAAGAUCACAGAACAGAAUCUGAAAGGCUCAGACAUUGACUCAGACAACCUGAAGCUGCGGUAUGUCCUCACCAAAGAUCCCCCAGUGGGCAAACUCCAGCUCAGCAGGGAAAGCCGUCUGGAGAAGGUCUCUGUCGAAGGUCCCGUUCACAGCUUCACUCAGGAGGACGUCAACAAAGGUCUGCUGCAGUACAGCCAUGAAAAAGGGGAGAAGGGAGGCAGUCGGUCUUUCAAAUUCAACCUGGUUGAUCCGGAGGGCAACAAACUGAUUGACCAGUCCUUCUUCAUCAGUGUGCUUGAGGACCGUCUCCCUCCUUCGGUGGUGGUAAACAAAGGCCUGGUGCUAGAUGAAAACUCAAUGAAGAAGCUCACCACACUGCACCUGUCAGCCAGUGAUCAGGACAGCGAGCCAGGCGAGCUCAUCUAUCGGAUCACCAAACAGACAAGCCUGGGGCACAUCGAGCAUGCCACCAAUCCAGGUGUCAGAAUCAAUUCAUUCACCCAGGCCGACCUGGCAUCACGCAGCAUUCAGUAUGUCCAUUCCAGCGAAGAAGAGAAGCAUGCUGACCAGUUCUCCUUCACCGUGUCGGAUGGGACAAAUGAGGUUGCUCAGACUUUCUACAUCACCAUCAAGCCGGUGGACGAUUCCCUGCCUCUGCUUCAUGUCCCUGGGAUGAGGGUCCAGGAGGGAGUGAGGAAGACCAUCACUGUAUUUGAGUUGAAAGCCACUGAUGCUGACACUGAGGCAGAAUCCAUCACCUUCACCAUCGUCCAGCCUCCUCGCCACGGCACUAUCGAGCGCACCAACAACGGCCAGUACUACAGGCAGACAAGCAGCUUCACCAUGGACGACAUCUACCAGAACCGCAUCAGCUACAACCACGAUGGGUCCAACUCGCUAAAAGACCGCUUCACCUUCACAGUGGCCGACGGCACCAACCUGCUCUUCAUGGUGGAGGAGGUCGGCAAAGAGGUUGUGACAGCUGCUCCUCAAAAGUUUAAGAUUGAUAUUCUCCCAGUUGAUGAUGGAACGCCACGCAUUGUCACUAACCUGGGACUGCAGUGGCUGGAAUACAUGGACAAUAAGGCCACCAACCUCAUCACCAAAAAGGAGCUGCUGACGGUGGACCCGGACACAGAUGACAGACAACUGGUGUAUGAAAUCACCACCGAACCCAAGCACGGCUUCUUGGAGAGCCAGCUGAAACCAGGAGGCUCCAUCACGGCAUUCACACAAGCUGAUAUCAAUCUGGGCUUUAUCCGCUACGUGCUGCAUCAGGAAAACAUCCAGGAGACAAUGGAUAACUUCAAGUUCCUGGUCAAAGACAGCAAACCAAACGUGGUCAGCGACAACGUCUUCCACAUCCAGUGGUCUCUCAUCAGCUUCGAGCACAAGAGCUACAACGUGAGCGAGAAGGCUGGAACAGUAGCUGUGACAGUGAAACGAACUGGUAACCUUAACCAAUAUGCCAUUGUGCUCUGCCGUACCGAACAUGGCAGCGCCAUGUCCACCAGCAGCACUGGCUCUCGUCCUGGCCAGCAGGACUACGUGGAGUAUGCCGGACAGGUACAGUUUGACGAGCGUGAGGACACCAAGGUCUGCACGAUAGUAAUUAACGACGACAAAGUGUUUGAGGCGAUCGAGAGCUUUCACGUGGAGCUGAGCAUGCCUGUGUAUGCGCUGCUGGGCGGAAUUACACGCACCAUUGUCAACAUCAAUGACACCGAGGAUGAGCCGACUCUGCAGUUUGAUAAAAAGAACUACCACGUCAAUGAAAGCAGCGGCCUCUUCUACGCCCCUGUCGAGAGAAAAGGUGACACCUCCAGUACCGUGUCUGCUCUCUGCUACACUGUGCCCAAAUCUGCCCAGGGCAGUGGCCUUCACACUCUAGAGUCCGGUUCCGACUAUAAGAGCCGGGACAUGACCACCAACAACCGAGUCAUCUUUGGCCCUGGCAUCAGCAUGUCCACCUGCGAUGUUAGACUCAUCGAUGACAGCGAGUACGAACUGUCCGAGGAGUUCGAGCUGGUGCUGUCGGACGCAUCCGAUAAUGCACGCAUAGGGGACGUGUCUGUGGCCAAGGUUGUCAUUGACGGACCCAAUGAUGCUUCAACGGUUUCGCUUGGAAACGCCACCUUUACCUUCAGCGAAGAUGCUGGCACUGUUGAAAUACCGGUCCUGCGUCAUGGCAGCGACUUGUCCUCUUUGACUUCUGUGUGGUGUGCUACCAGACCUUCAGACCCACCGUCAGCCAGCCCAGGAGUUGACUACAUCCCCAGCUCCAAGAAGGUGGAGUUCAAACCUGGAAAAACCGAGGAGACCUGCAGCUUAACCAUCAUGGAUGACAUCCAGAAUCCCUCCAUCGAAGGAUCUGAGUCAUUUGUGGUGUUCCUCAGUUCCCCCCAGGGUGCUGUUUUGCAGGAACCCUACGAAGCCAACGUGGUCAUCGCUGACACCUUCCAGGACAUUCCCAAUAUGCAGUUUGAGAAGGGUACCUACACUGUAAAGGAGAGGGACAGUGUCCUCCACAUCCCAGUCAUCCGGACUGGUGACUUGUCCUUCAAGUCGUCUGUGAGGUGUUUCACCCGGACCAUGUCUGCCAUGGUGAUGGAUGAUUUUGAGGAGCGGAGGAACGCAGAUGAGUCCAGAAUCACUUUCCUCAAAGGAGAGAAGGUGAAGAACUGCACACUUCACAUCAACGAUGACUCUGUUUUUGAACCUGAGGAGGAAUUCCAGGUUCAUCUCGGUACUCCCCUUGGGGACCACUGGAGCGGUGCAAUGGUGGGCGUUCGUGACAUUGUCACCAUCACUAUAACCAAUGAUGAAGAUGCUCCCACCAUUGAGUUUGAGCAGGCGUCUUAUCAGGUCAGAGAGCCUCCUGGUCCAGAUGGAAUAGAAGUGCUAAACAUCAAGGUUAUCCGCCGGGGAGAUCUAGAUCGAACAUCAAAGAUACGCUGCAGCACCCGGGACGGGUCAGCCCAGUCUGGAAUCGACUACAAUCCUAAGAGCAGAGUGCUCAAGUUCACACCAGGGAUGGAUCACGUCCUGUUCAAAGUGGAAAUUUUGUCCAAUGAGGACAGAGAGUGGCAUGAAUCCCUCUCCUUGGUUCUUGGUCCAGACGACCCUGUGGAGGCGUUGCUUGGGGAGAUCACCAUGGCAACUGUUACCAUUCUGGACCAAGAGGCUGCAGGCAGCCUCAUCCUUCCUGCUCCACCUAUUGUGGUCUCUCUGGCCGAUUACGAUCAUGUCCAGGAGGUGACCAAAGAGGGCAGUAAGAAGCAUCCCUCUCCAGGUUAUCCUCUGGUUUGCGUCACUCCCUGUGACCCUCACUACCCCAAGUACUCUGUGAUGAAGGAGCGCUGCGAGGAGGCAGGAAUAAACCAGACCCAAGUUCAUUUCUCAUGGGAGGUGGCGUCACCCACCGAUGCCAGCGGAGCCCGGACCCCGUUCGAGACCGUGACGGACACCACCCCGUACACCAGCGUCAACCAUAUGGUGCUGGACAGUAUUUAUUUCAGCCGUCGUUUCCAUGUUCGCUGUGUGGCUCAGGCUCGUGAUAAAUCUGGUCACCUUGGAACACCACUGAGGAGCAAUAUUGUCACUAUUGGCACAGAGGGCUCCAUUUGCCACACGCCUGUUACCACAGGAACCGCCAGAGGUUUCCAGGCUCAGUCUUUCAUUGCUACUCUAAAAUACUUGGAUGUCAAACACAAAGAACACCCCAACUGUAUCCAUAUCUCAGUACAGAUCCCUCAUCAGGAUGGCAUGCUCCCACUGGUGUCCACCAUGCCGCUGCACAACCUACACUUCUUGCUCUCAGAGUCCAUCUACAGACAACAGCACAUCUGCUCCAACCUGGUCACCCUUAAAGAGUUGCAAGGGGUCUCCGAAACUGGCUUCCUGGAUGAUGUAUCCUAUGACAGCAUCUCUCUCGGACCUGGCUAUGACCACCCAUACCAGUUUAACCCCGGCGUCCGUGAGGCCAAAAGCAUCCUGCUCUACAAGCACCUGAACCUCAAAAGCUGCAUUUGGACAUUUGACGCCUACUAUGACAUGACUGAGCUUAUCGACAUCUGCGGUGGUUCCGUCACCGCCGAUUUCCAGGUUCGGGACUCGGCUCAGUCCUUUCUGACGGUUCAAGUCCCCCUGUACGUAUCCUACAUCUACGUGACGGCUCCCAGAGGCUGGGCCUCCCUAGAACACCACACUGAGAUGGAGUUCUCAUUCUUAUACGACACAGUGCUUUGGAGAACAGGUAUCCAGACGGACAGUGUCCUCUCGGCUCGGCUGCAGAUCAUCAGGAUCUUUAUCAGAGAGGACGGUCGGCUAGUGAUUGAGUUUAAAACUCAUGCCAAAUUCAGAGGUCAGUUUGUCCCUGAACAUCACACCCUGCCAGGCCACAAGUCCAACCUCAUGGCCCCUGACCACCUGGGGGGCAUCGAAUUCGACAUUCAACUGCUGUGGAGUGCUCAGACCUUCGACUCCCCGUACCAGCUGUGGAGAGCCACCAGCUCCUACAGCAGAAAAGACUAUUCUGGAGAGUACACUGUGUUCUUGAUACCCUGCACUGUGCAGCCCACUCAACCCUGGAUCGACCCUGGGGAUAAACCUCUCUCCUGCACAGCUCACGCUCCAGAAAAAUUUCUGGUGCCGAUCGCCUUCCAGCAGACCAAUCGGCCCGUUCCAGUGGUUUACUCGCUCAAUACGGAGUUCCAGCUCUGCAAUAAUGAAAAGGUGUUCCUAAUGGACCCGGGCACCAAUGAAGUUUCUAUGGCUGAGUUGGACUACAAAGGAGCAUUCUCAAUGGGCCAGACUCUGUAUGGCAGGGUGCUGUGGAACCCCGAGCAGAACCUGAACGCAGCCUACAAGCUGCAGCUGGAGAAAGUUUACCUCUGCACCGGCAGAGAUGGCUAUGUUCCCUUCUUUGAUCCCACUGGAACUCUUUACAACGAGGGAGCACAGUAUGGCUGCAUUCAACCCAACAAACACCUCAAGCAUCGCUUCCUGCUGCUGGAUCGUAAACAGCCGGAUGUAUGUGACAGGUUUUUUCAUGACGUGCCCUUUGAGGCCUAUUUCGCCUCAGAGAUCCCAGAGCUGCAGUCCAUGUCAGCCAUGCCUGGUGUCGAUGGCUUCACGAUGAAGGUUGAUGCUCUCUACAAGGUGGAGGCAGGACACCAAUGGUAUCUACAAGUGAUCUACGUUAUCAGUCCAGAGCCACGCUCCGGCUCCAGAUUCCAGCGCUCUGUAACCUAUCAGCUGAGCCGCCCCAAGCGCGACCUAGUGGACCACAGCGGGCGGCUGACCCUCGAUGAGUCCCUCAUCUACGACAACGAAGGCGAUCAGGUGAAGAACGGAACCAACAUGAAGACGCUCCACCUGGAGGUCAGCCCCUCCCCCACCUUCAACGCCCACAUGGGCAGCUCGGUGGGUGGAGGAGUGGCUGCCGUCACCUUAUUGGUCCUGGUUCUGCUGGCCGCCUGGUUCCUGUUCUGCCGCUGCAGACAGUCGGUCAAGAAGAACAACGGGAAGCCCCCCAAGACGUACGAAGAGUAUCCGCUCAAUACCAAGGUGGAGGUGUGCAUGGACAAGUGUGUGGAGAAGAACUUCGGCACCAAGCACUGCACGGUGAGAAACGUCAACAUCAACCGCAACCAGAAGGACAACCAGAAGACCAAAGUUAAGCAGGUCAACCUGGAGGUGAAACUUCAUAACAACCUGAACGACGGCACCGAGGUCUGA
Messenger RNA from Menidia menidia (Atlantic silverside), 8382 nucleotides. NCBI's taxonomy places the organism in Eukaryota, Metazoa, Chordata, Actinopteri, Atheriniformes, Atherinopsidae. The record is from the annotation of a GenBank genome assembly.